This is a messenger RNA of Paramacrobiotus metropolitanus, 1787 nucleotides long. Its product is annotated as tubulin beta-4B chain-like. Gene Ontology annotation, molecular function: GTPase activity; GTP binding; structural constituent of cytoskeleton. NCBI's taxonomy places the organism in Eukaryota, Metazoa, Tardigrada, Eutardigrada, Parachela, Macrobiotidae. The coding region runs from base 230 to 1573 and encodes 447 amino acids. The record is from RefSeq and is a predicted model, not a curated record. Gene Ontology annotation, cellular component: microtubule; cytoplasm. Gene Ontology annotation, biological process: mitotic cell cycle; microtubule cytoskeleton organization. The transcript has 9 exons.
GCAUUCAUUACAAAUCUUUUGCGCUUCCGUUGAAUGCCCAGACGUGAAGUUUCGCGGCAAUAAAGCUCUCGUGAGUCGUGCUGCAUACAUCACAUCCUUAACUUUUUCGAAAUUAAAUGCCGAAGGGAGACGACGUCAAACAAUUAGUAUUCAAAAGUUAUUUUAACAAAUUUUCUCAUACCUCGUAGUUCUCCAUCGGCACUUGCUAUUCGAAUUAGCGGAAUUCAUAAUGCGUGAAAUAGUUCAUCUGCAAGCUGGCCAGUGUGGCAACCAGAUUGGUGCUAAGUUCUGGGAAGUGAUCUCUGAUGAGCACGGCAUCGACCCCACCGGCACAUACCACGGUGACUCUGAUCUGCAGCUGGAGCGCAUUAAUGUCUACUACAACGAAGCGACGGGUGGCAAGUACGUCCCGCGGGCGGUGUUGGUGGACCUUGAGCCGGGCACGAUGGAUUCUGUUCGCUCCGGUCCCUUCGGACAACUCUUCCGGCCUGACAACUUCAUUUUUGGACAAAGCGGAGCGGGUAACAAUUGGGCCAAAGGUCACUACACUGAAGGCGCCGAACUGGUCGACUCGGUGCUGGAUGUCGUACGGAAGGAAGCGGAGAGCUGCGACUGCCUGCAGGGUUUCCAGCUGACCCAUUCCCUUGGCGGAGGCACCGGAUCCGGCAUGGGCACGCUGAUGAUCUCCAAAAUCCGCGAAGAGUACCCCGAUCGCAUUAUGAACACUUUCAGUGUUGUACCCUCACCCAAGGUCUCCGACACGGUAGUGGAGCCUUACAACGCUACCCUCUCCGUCCACCAACUGGUGGAAAACACCGACGAGACAUUUUGCAUUGACAACGAGGCAUUGUACGAUAUCUGUUUCCGCACGUUAAAGCUGACAACACCUACGUAUGGGGAUCUGAACCAUCUGGUCUCGGCCACAAUGUCAGGCGUAACCACAUGUCUACGUUUUCCCGGCCAGUUGAAUGCGGACUUGCGCAAGUUAGCGGUGAACAUGGUGCCCUUUCCGCGAUUGCACUUUUUCAUGCCCGGAUUUGCACCGCUGACGUCGCGCGGUUCGCAGCAGUACCGGGCGCUGACCGUUCCUGAAUUAACACAGCAAAUGUUCGACGCCAAGAACAUGAUGGCGGCUUGCGACCCUCGCCACGGCCGCUACUUGACGGUGGCGGCUAUCUUCCGCGGACGGAUGAGUAUGAAGGAAGUGGACGAGCAGUUGCUAAACAUUCAGAACAAGAAUAGCAGUUACUUUGUGGAAUGGAUUCCCAACAACGUCAAGACAGCGGUCUGCGACAUUCCGCCGCGGGGACUGAAGAUGUCGGCCACCUUCAUCGGAAACAGCACAGCCAUUCAGGAGCUAUUUAAGCGGGUGUCGGAGCAGUUUACCGCCAUGUUCCGCCGCAAGGCUUUCCUUCAUUGGUACACCGGUGAGGGCAUGGAUGAAAUGGAGUUCACAGAAGCCGAGUCUAACAUGAAUGAUCUGGUGUCGGAGUAUCAGCAGUAUCAGGAGGCCACCGCUGAGGACGAGGGCGAGUUCGAGGAGGAGGGUGAAGGCGGAGAAGCGGAGGGAUAAAAAAAUGAUAGGGCGGUUGGGAUGCCUACAGUACUUUGUACCUGAUUGAUUCUGGUCUAAUUAAUGGUUAAUUAGUUGCUGUUAUAUCUACAGCCAGUUUGUGGUUUGUGAUGAUCAGUGAUGACGUUUUCUGUUGUAACAGUCACCUACGAAGUUUCUUAGUGCGCCCUACGUAGCAACAUACCAUGCAUUUAACAACAAAGAACGUAAAUUA